Thrips palmi is the source of this 2975-nucleotide messenger RNA. Its product is annotated as A-kinase anchor protein 17A-like. The record is from RefSeq and is a predicted model, not a curated record. Lineage: Eukaryota; Metazoa; Arthropoda; Insecta; Thysanoptera; Thripidae.
CGACGUCGGUCGCGACGUCUCCUUGUGUAACCUGUCAGCAAACAGACCCAGGGGGCAACUUAUGUUUAUUUCUGCCGCCUUUGCUAUGACUUAAACUGUGGAAAUCGGUAGAACUCGCCCAGCAUCUUAUGAAAAUGACCUUAAUUUCCUCACAUACUGAUAGAUGUAUGGUAAACCCCACUGACUAACAAAUGUUUCGGGAGGUGCUACGUUCAUGUUGAGGUAAUCCGGCCUCGUUACACUGGGACCAUCAAAAUAAUCAUGAGCAAGACACACCAUCAAGCCAAAAGUGCCGGACAUCCUGGAAGUGUGAGCAACACACUAAACAGUGCUUUUCAAACAUGUAGUGAUACUAGUGAUGCUGUGGAAUUAUUUAUUCCUCAACAGCUUUACCUCAAGCCUGUUGCCAAACUAAAUGUUUCUGUACAACUUCCGCAGUUGAAACUUCCUGGUAAAACAAUAUCUAACUGGGAAGUGAUGGAAAAAUUAAAAACCAGUAAACCUGUUCAAUUUACUGUUUUGAAAGUUUCCAAAAGCACCCUAGAAUUUAUCCGAUUUGAAGGAGAAAUUGAGAACAAGUCAAACAUAGGUGAAGUUGUAUCUCGCCUCGAUGGCAGAACAAUCAAGCUAUCCGGGUUUUCUGACCUAUUGAAGGUCCGAGCUGCAGAAGCCAAAACAGCAUUUCCAUCACGGCAUACUUGGGACUCAUAUUUUCGAGACGCUAAAAAUAUGAAUGAAAUGAAGCCAGGAGAGAGGCCAGAUACAAUCCAUCUCUCCAACUUACCUAGUCGUUGGUUCUCAUCAAGACAAGAAAAUGGAAGGGGAAGUGACAAACCAAGUGAAUAUGUUUUUCGGAAGGUUUUUGAGCAGUUUGGUGAAAUAAGAUAUGUAGAUAUUCCCAUGCUAGACCCUUACAGAAGUCAGAUGAAAGCUCACAUUUCUGGUAUGAAGACAUUUUCAUUUGGCCAAGAGCUAGCGUUUGAAGGUUACGUUCAGUACCAAGAAUAUGUUUGCUUUGUGAAAGCUAUGGAUGCUUUGCGUGGCAUGAAACUUCUUCACAAAGAGGGAGACAAGGCUUUCACUGCUAGUAUCAAGAUUGACUUUGAUCGUACCAAACAUCUGAGUGAUACUUCGAUUCGGAAGAGAAAAUUAGAAAGAGAAAGGCUGAUGACUAAAGAAAGAGAGCAAGAAGAACAAGAAAGACGAGCUAAAGAGGAAGCUGAAAAGGAGGCAGAAAAUUUAAGAAAACAAGCUGAAGAAGAAGAACAAUUAAAGGCUCAAGUUGCUGAAGAACGGAGACAGCGCAAGGCAGAACGACAUCAGGCCCGGCAGCUGAGAAGGCUGAAAAGAGAAGAAGCUCAGCGCAUGAAUUAUAAAAUAGCUGUGGAGGAACGUAAGCUAUUAAUUGCCCAAAGGAAACUAGAAAGUAUACGCCUUUUAGACGAAUUGUUUGAGCGAGUUAAGGUGUUGCGAUUAGAAGAGUUAAAGAAAGAGAAUGUCGAGCACAAGAAGGAAAGUAAGGAGGAGAAAGAUGAAAAAGAGGAUAUGGAGAAGAAAGAAAGAGAAUUAAGAUCUAAAUUGAUGAAGAAAUACAAAAGCAUGCAAGAACUUCAAUUGAAAGGUCAAGAAGAAAAACUGCGUCAGACUGUUGAGGGGAGAAGCAAAGUACGGAGUGUUUUGACAUCAUCAAAACUGAUGAAAGAUGAUGCCGAUUCUGAUGACUCAACGACCUCAAGCUCAUCCAGCAGUGAUUCUGUAACUUCAUUUAAGGAAACAGAAAAGAAUGCGACUCAUAAAAAGGAAAUUGACAAAAAGAAGUUACCAGGUGACAAGAAAGAUGAUGACAGAAAGAGCUCAGAUGAACCUGGGUCUUGGUUUAAUUCAGUGAAUGCUCAGUCAGCAGCGGGAAUGUUUCCAAUGGACUUUCAUGGUGGUCUGCUGGGAUUCAACCCUUCCUUUGCGGGAAGAUUUCCGUACCCACAAGGCGAAAUGUACGGGGGAGGGGGAGGGGGAAGGGGUCGCUGGCCGCGGUGGCCUCGUGCUCCUCGUGGCCGCGGUGGUUACAUGAUGCAGAACUACUACUAUGGCAUGUCCGACGACUACUACAAGUACUUCAGCAAACUCGCUGGUCAGACAGGAUCUAGUCGUUCCCGAAGCCGCAGUCGAUCACGGAGCCAUUCGGGUAGUCGCUCAAGGACACGUCGUCGAAGGUCACGAAGUAAUUCGAGAUUGAGGAGAAGUAGGAGUAGAACCAGGCGUUCUAAGUCGAGGAGAAGGUCAAGAUCGCGAAAUCGAUCUAAAAGAUCGCGGUCUAGCUCCAGAUCAAAGUCUACAGUUACUUUGAAAUCUAGGGGCAGAAGUAGGUCAAGAUCUCCCUCCAAGUCCUCCAGACAAGGUGCCUUAAGAAAUUCGGUAGUGGCCAAUGAAACUAAUAAAUCUCGAUCAAGAUCACGUCAAAGAAGUCCUCAAUUAGUGUCUAAGGAGUUGUCUGUGUCGCGAACCCUGAAACGCAGCGCCACUGAAGCGUCUGUACAGACGGCAGCUAAGAGUUCAUCAGCAGUUUUACUUGAGCAAAAACAUAAUUCUGAGAAUGGUAGUUCUUUACCAAAGGCCAAAGAAGAUUCCACAUUGAAAGGCAAAGAUUCAGAUCUUGAUUCUAAUAAAAAGAAAAAGAAGAAGAAGCAUAAGCAUAAAAAGGAUAAAUGAGAUUGUCCUAAUUUUAUUUGUAGUUGUAUAUGUGUCAAAAGUUUUAUCAAUUUUGAACUGAAAGGUUUAUUUUCCUCUCCAACGAUAGAUGGGGUUUAACUGAAGACUGGGAAUCUCAGUAAUCUGAAGCUGGUUUCCUUCUACUGUGAUAUUAAGCAAAAGGUCUAUGAUUGAAUAUUGGAUUGUCUCAUUGUGUGUUCUUCAUUUAUGAGAAAGAUGAUAUGUGCUCACAAUGUAGGUGAUAUAAAUAAAAACUGGUCUAGAUCUUA